Messenger RNA from Schistocerca serialis cubense, 1812 nucleotides. RefSeq names its product exosome complex component RRP45-like. Gene Ontology annotation, cellular component: nuclear exosome (RNase complex); cytoplasmic exosome (RNase complex). The transcript is spliced from 9 exons. The coding region runs from base 221 to 1663 and encodes 480 amino acids. Lineage: Eukaryota; Metazoa; Arthropoda; Insecta; Orthoptera; Acrididae. The record is from RefSeq and is a predicted model, not a curated record. Gene Ontology annotation, biological process: U4 snRNA 3'-end processing; nuclear mRNA surveillance; U5 snRNA 3'-end processing.
UGGCAUUUACUUUCACUCUAGAAUUUUUGCAGCAGCUUGUGACAACGCAGCUAGACACAAAUCUCAAACGAUCGCCCAUCCUAUCAUCUGUGUAGUACCGGUUUUUUUCUUACGUUUGUAUAUAUCUUUGCUGUUCGUGCUUUGCUUCGUGUUUACUGUCGAAAAGGACGCUGUUGAUAUGUUGUUGUUAUGUAGUUGAGCCAUCAGGUAACAAGUAAACAUGAAAAGCGGUGUCUUAUCCAGCUGUGAGAAGUCGUUUGUCCUUCAGGCUUUGACUGAAGGGAGGAGACUUGAUGGGCGAGCUUUUAAUCAGCACAGAGAUCUGAAAAUCUUUUUUGGCAGUGAUCUAGGCUGCUGUCAAGUUUUAUUGGGGCUGACCAGAGUUAUAGCACAGGUGUCCUGUGAAGUUCAACAACCCAAACCAACCCGUCCAGAGGAAGGUCUGCUUCUAGUUUAUGUGGAAUUGAGCCCUAUGGCUGCACCUGAUUUUGAGGCAGGACGACCAUCAGACCUUGCCGUUCAGUUGAGCCGGGUUUUGGAAAAAUGUAUUAAGGACAGCAGGGCUGUUGACUUGGAGUCUCUGUGCAUCAAAAGUGAAGAAAAAGUGUGGGCACUUCGUGUAGAUAUAACAGUAUUAAACCAUGAAGGAAAUUUGGCAGAUGCUGCCUCUGUUGCUGCUCUGACGGCAUUGGGUCACUUUCAGCGCCCAGAUUUUACUGCUGAGGGUGGCAAAAUAAUCAUCCAUAGUGCAGAAGAGAAAGACACAGUACCAAUAACACUUCAUCAUUACCCAGUAUGUGUCUCCUUUGCUGUGUUCAACAAUGGGGAGCAUGUAGUGGCAGAUCCUACGGAGCUAGAAGAGCGUGUUGCUGAAGCUCAUAUAGUGUUCGGUAUGAAUUCAUACCGUGAGCUUUGUGGUGUUCACUUGGGAGGCAGUGCACUUGCAAAUCCCGAGAUGAUUAUACAGUGUGCAAUUCAAGCUGCUGUACGUGCAUCUCGGGUUGUAGAGAUAAUGCGGAGUGCCUUGGAAAGUGAUGCCAAAGCCAGGACUGAAGGAGCAGAUGUUGGCUUUGUUAAAAGCAUAGAAAAAGAUAGUCUACUGUCCUUAGUGCGUGAAAAUGUACACAUCUGUCUUGAUGCCACUGAGCUAAGGACAUCUGCAGUGAAUGCUGUUGACAAACUGAAUCACUUUAGAGAAGAUAUGGAUCUGGAUUUGAAUAAUGGUGAAGUGGAAAAUACUAAGGACGAAAAAGUAAUUUUCUUGGGUAAUGGCACAGCUGAACUGGUGGAAGUCAAAGAAGAAAAAAGACAAAACAAUGUAAAGACAGAGGUUGAGGAAGUGGGAACAGGAGGACCGAGCAAGUGGGAGGUGUCCAGCAGCAGCAGUAUUGAAGAAGUUAGCAUUAACAGUGAUCAGUCACAUGAGAAAGAUGAUUCACCAGACAUUGAGGUAGUCAAGGAAGUGAGCUUUGAGGAGAGGCUGAAAAUAGUUGAUAGCAUUGAACUGAGUGGCGACAGUGAAGAGGAGGAAACUAGUGUUCUACACGCAGAUGACAUUAAUGAAGUUAUGGAAGUGGGAAAGAGUUCACGGAAAGCAGUAAAGGAUGAAGAAGUAGAAGAAAAAGAAGCACCUAGCAGAGGAUGGUACAAACCAAAGUGGUAGCAAAUAUAUCUUUCCUACAAAAAAGUGUCAUACAAUGUACAAAAUGUGAAAUUUUUUAUUGUAAUGUUGACUGUUUUGUCUGAGAUAUGUUUCAUCUUCAUUGUUAUAAAGAUUUUUGGGAGAUACAAACUUUUAUUGUGUAAUAGCCA